Messenger RNA from Syzygium oleosum, 652 nucleotides. RefSeq names its product ATP-dependent DNA helicase Q-like 1. Gene Ontology annotation, molecular function: four-way junction helicase activity; 3'-5' DNA helicase activity. The record is from RefSeq and is a predicted model, not a curated record. The transcript has 3 exons. Gene Ontology annotation, cellular component: nucleus; cytoplasm; chromosome. Bases 155 to 652 code for a protein of 165 amino acids. NCBI's taxonomy places the organism in Eukaryota, Viridiplantae, Streptophyta, Magnoliopsida, Myrtales, Myrtaceae. Gene Ontology annotation, biological process: double-strand break repair via homologous recombination.
UUCAAAUAAAGGACAUUGGUCAGUUUCAAAUAAAGGACACUGCUCUUGGAUUUCAACAUCCAAACAAGGGACUCUGAGUUAUGAGGAAUUGCAAGCCUUGGAUGACAUAUAAUUGGCAAAUGUUGUCAUAUUUGGAAACAAGGCAUUUUGACCAAUGCAGCAUCGGGCUUGUAAAACUUCUGUAGCCAAGCAAGAUUGCUUUAUUCUCAUGCCCACUGGAGGUGGUAAAAGUUUAUGUUACCAGUGUAGUCAAUGGGGACACGAUUUUCGUCCAGAUUAUAGGGGACUGGGAUGUCUCAAGCAGAACUUUGCGUAUGUCCCAGUGAUGGCCUUAACUGCAACUGCCACUCAGUCAGUUCGUGAGGAUAUCCUAAAAGCUCUUGGGAUUCCUGGUGGUCUUGUUCUUGAGACAAGCUUUGACAGACCAAAUCUAAAAUAUGAGGUCAUAGCUAAGACCAAGGAACCACUGAAGCAGCUUGGAAAGCUGCUAAAGAAUCGUUUUGCUAAUUUUUUUGGCAUAGUAUAUUGCCUUUCAAAGAGUGAGUGUGUUGAUGUUGCUGGAUUAGUAGCCCGUCAAACAGUAGCUUUUCAAAAGAAAUGGCAUACUAGAGAGGUCCAGAUUAUAUGUGCUACCAUUGCCUUUGGGAUGUGA